UAGUUGUCACUUCUAGGAGCCGCAACUGAGCGGCUGGCAUGGCUGCUUGAGGUGCGUUGAUGUCUCUUCCUCCCUUCUGAAAAGGCUUGAGAAACAAAACAAACAAACAAAAAUAAACCAAACCGUCAGACGUCAUUACAGGUUUUUAUCUGAACUGGUUUUGGUUUCGCUGCUAACCGUAGGAGAAAUAGGACAGCUAUUUGCCUGGUUGGCUUGCCAGCGGCUGUGGAUGGAUAUGCAGAUUGCAGACCGUUGCAGCGCUAAGCCUGAACCGAAAACAAACACGCAACGACCUGGGUGUGCUUUGCAAAAUGGAAAGAAGAAAAAAUCUCGCUCUAGAAGAGGGAGAAGAGGGAAAAGACGAAGAAGCAAAAAAGCAAAUGAACCGCCACCGUUUUUGCCGCCAGAGGCGGAGGAGGGAAACAUUGAGUACAAGCUGAAGCUGGUGAACCCAACGCAGUAUCGUUUUGAGCACCUGGCCACGCAGCUGAAGUGGCGUCUUCAAGAGGGCCGUGGCGAGGCCGUCUAUCAGAUUGGCGUGGAGGACAAUGGUCUGCUGGUGGGCCUUACUGAGGAGGACAUGACGGCAUCGCUCAACACCCUACGCAGGAUGGCAGAGAAAGUUGGUGCCGAUAUCACACUCUUGAGGGAAAGGGAGGUCGACUAUGAGUCAGACCGUGCCCGUCGGAAAAUUGCGGAAGUUCUCGUCCGAAAAGUUCCAGACGACCAGCAGUUCCUUGACCUGCGCGUGGCUGUACUGGGAAACGUGGACUCGGGCAAGUCCACGCUGCUGGGCGUGCUCACCCAGGGCGAGCUGGACAACGGGCGAGGGCGCGCCCGCCUCAACCUAUUCCGCCACCUGCAUGAGAUCCAAACGGGCCGCACGUCCAGCAUCAGCUUUGAGAUCCUUGGCUUCAACAGCAAAGGGGAGGUGGUCAACUACAGCGAGUCACGAACAGCUGAGGAGAUCUGCGAGAGCUCGUCCAAGAUGAUCACUUUCAUCGACCUGGCUGGCCACUACAAGUACCUGAAGACCACCAUCUUCGGCCUGACCAGCUACUGCCCCGACUUCGCCAUGCUGGUGGUGGGAGCCAACACUGGUAUUGCUGGAACCACGCGGGAGCACCUGGGCCUGGCCAUGGCACUGAAGGUGCCCAUCUUCAUCGUGGUUAGCAAGGUGGACCUGUGCGGCACCGUCACCGUGGAGAAGACCGUGCGGCAGCUGGAGAAGGUGUUGAAGCAGCCGGGCUGCAACAAGGUUCCCAUGCUGGUGGCCAGCGCAGACGACGCUGUCACCGCUGCCCAGCGCUUCGCCCAGUCUGCCAGUAUCACCCCCAUCUUCACACUGUCCAGCGUGUCUGGGGAGAAUCUGGACCUGCUCAAAGUCUUCUUCAACAUCCUACCCCCACUGAGUAACAGCAAGGAGCAGGAGGAACUCAUGCAGCAGCUAACCGAGUUUCAGGUUGAUGAGAUCUACAGUGUACCAGAUGUGGGAACGGUGGUUGGAGGGACGCUCUACAGCGGUGUGUGUCGCGAGGGCGACCGUCUGGUGGUGGGCCCCACAGAUGAGGGCCAGUUCCUGCGGCUGAAGGUGUGCAGCAUGCAGAGGAACCGCUCAGCAUGCCGCGUCCUGCGGGCGGGCCAGGCCGCCACACUCGCCCUUGGAACCUUCGACCGCUCGCUGCUGCGCAAGGGCAUGGUGAUGGUGAGUCCGAAAAUGAACCCUACCAUCUGCUGGCGCUUUGAGGCGGCCAUCGUCCUGCUGUUCCAUGCCAAGACGUUCCGCUGCGGCUUCCAGGUGACAGUGCACGUGGGGAACGUGCGGCAGACCGCCACUGUGGAUGGCCUGCUCGGGAAGGAGGAACUGCGUACAGGUGAGAGGGCUGUGGUGUGUUUCCGCUUCCUGAAGCACCCCGAGUAUCUGCGCGUGGGGGCCAAGCUGCUGUUCCGCGAGGGUGUUACCAAAGGAAUCGGUCAUGUGACCCACCUCCUGCCCUCCCAGAACAACGACCAGAAUCACAAAGCCCACCAGAACCACAACUAGAUGAGAGUGAGCGGGAGACGUAUAGAGUGACUGACUGACUGUGAGAGAGAUGUGGGUGUGUGUGUGUGGGUGUGUGGUGUCCACCUCACACAGAUGAAAAAGUAGAAAGAUCUAUGCUUUAAUCCCUAGAUCUAGUGGCAUUAAUUUGUCUGUUGGCUUAAUGGUUAAGACAGCGAUUGAACUAUAAUGGUGCAAGCGUGUGUGUGAAGCUUGAAUGAAGGGUUCUCUCUCACAUAGUCAACUGCAUGUGGUAAUUCUGAAACACUAAGCUUUCCUGUCUAAAUUUUGAUUCUGUAAGAGUCUUUCUCUCCCUCUUUUUUUAAUCUCACGUAUGCCUACAGUGUAUUGACGUAUUAACAUGCCUGUCUUUAGUUCCUGUGGCUCUUUUAUAUUCUAGUUCGUCUUAGACCUAUAGAGCACUGGGAAUAACAACAGUAUUUAACAUGCUCUUUAUGCGAGUAGCAGCACAAGCAUGAUGCUCAAUACUGCAGAGUCUUGUAGGUGAUGGAUUCUUCUACUGGACCGAUUUAAAUGCUUCAGGGUUCUGCUAGGGGUGGGCAAUGCGGCCUAGAAAUGAUAUCAUGAUAUUCUCAUCGUAUCGUGAUAUUUUGAUGCUAUUCAUAAGAGUUUACGUAGGGCUUAGAACGGUUGUGUGUGGGGCUACAGGUCCUUUGUUAGGAGCAGGAGGUGUGGGUGGCUGUAAUACUUUAAACAUUAGAUCUGGGUUCGUUGUGUUCUUCGCUCUGCUGCUAGUUUUCAGCAGGGCUAAUGGGACUAGCUAGAUUCUAGAAUAGCAGAGAAGCCAGCACCAUCACUUCCAGCAGCACGGAGGGGAGGCGUGCUGACUCAGCAUGUCCUUAUUUCAGUCUUGAUGGAAGAAAUUAUAUCUGCACUGCUGGAGCAGACGUUGUUCGGGCUGCGUUGCAAUAUUAAGACUCAAAAGAAAAUCCCAUUUCUCUGUGAUUGCAUAUAAGAACGGUGACGUGGGAGCGGAGCAGAGUCCAAACAACCGCGCUCGAGGACGUUCCGGAGUCGGCUUUGGGAGUUGCUGCCCGAAUAACAAAUCGGCAUGACCGCCCAUAUAUGUUGUUUGCUAGUUUGUGCCAAGCAAGGGCCGUGAGUUGUUUGCGUUGAAACCCUCCGGAUGACCGGCCCACGUGCUCAGCAGACCAGUGUGCCUUCUGAGUAGGCGGCUGGGCAAGGAUGGAACAGCAGCUGUUCCUUGGCUGGGGGCCAGUCUUGAGAUUCUGUGCAUGCGCAAAAAGUUCAAACGAUGCUGUGCAUUUGUGUUUUUGUCCCUCUCCCCGAUCCUUGAGAAUUCGUGCAAUUAAACAGCGAAAAGAAUGAAUUAAUGUAUCGUACACUCACGUAAAUGUGCAUUUUAAAUCACUUAACCUUUAACUUCUGGUUCUAACACUUGCCUUCUGGUUUUUGCACUGGUUAAUGUGUUUAGAAGCUUCAUCUCAUCCCAGUAAGUAACCUUUUGUCUUGCAAUUCUUGGCACAGCAAAACGCCUUCGUACUGCAUGCUGUGGGUGUUUACUCUGUAAAAGGCCUCGAGUGGAAGUGCCCACGAGGCACUGGAUGCAUUUGCUUUUCACCAGAGGAUGAAGACUUAGAUUUGAGGUUUUUGUUUUUUGGAAGCAAUGUCAGUGUACUGCAUCAUACUUCAACGCGCUGCAACUAGUUUAAGUAAUAAAGAGAUGUUUUAUCGUG
Electrophorus electricus (electric eel) is the source of this 3759-nucleotide messenger RNA. It is a transcript of the gene gtpbp2b, whose product is annotated as GTP binding protein 2b. Gene Ontology annotation, molecular function: GTPase activity; translation elongation factor activity; GTP binding. NCBI's taxonomy places the organism in Eukaryota, Metazoa, Chordata, Actinopteri, Gymnotiformes, Gymnotidae. Gene Ontology annotation, biological process: translational elongation. The record is from RefSeq and is a predicted model, not a curated record.